This is a messenger RNA of Entrophospora candida, 516 nucleotides long. Lineage: Eukaryota; Fungi; Glomeromycota; Glomeromycetes; Entrophosporales; Entrophosporaceae. The record is from the annotation of a GenBank genome assembly.
AUGGGAGGAAUAUCUCAAGUAGUUUUCACUAUACACGACAACAACAAUCCUUAUGAAACAACAGCAAAAGAAAUCAUCUAUAUGGCAGACAUAAUCUUAGGUUGGAUACUAUUGACGUUGGCAUUUUUCUACACGUUUAAACCAAUCAUAAAGUUUAGAAUAUUUUCAAAAAAACAAAUUUCAACAAUAAAUCCGAGGAAUUCUGCCGUAGGAAUUUGGUAUUUGCUUGUGACGAGUUUAAUCAGUGUUUCCUAUUUAUCUUUUAUGAUAUAUAUGUUCACAAAAGGAUUCGAGACACCAAAGAUAUUUCGUGGACCUAAUUCAAAAGCCAUCGAUUACAUUCAUCGAACAGUUUUAAUUCUAAAUCAGUCUUUACCGCCACCAAAUUACAUUUUGAAUUUGAUUGGAAAAAUUGAGAUUUAUGCCACUCCACAAAAUACAAAUAAUCGAAAUACGAACAUUCUUGAUAGUAGUAUUAGUGAUACUGUAACAUCUGAAACUUCUAGAUACCUCUGA